Molecule: messenger RNA, 3330 nt
Organism: Symbiodinium sp. CCMP2592
Lineage: Eukaryota; Dinophyceae; Suessiales; Symbiodiniaceae
Source: the annotation of a GenBank genome assembly
AUGGAACGAUCAGAACCGCAGGGAGGUGAAGAGACCUCGGCGCUUUACAGCGGAAAGGCAGCAUGGCUCGAUGCGGCGAUGAAGCUGGAUGGGGAGGGAAACUUCCAGAAGGUUCCCACCACGGUCUGCGCUAGAAAAAUGGACGAUGCUCUGAAGCACCUGGAGAGUGAAGAAGCCGGGGGCAUCACCAAGGAGAUGCGGCACGAUCUCAUCCGGCAGACCUUCGAAAAGGUCUACUUGAACAUGGGCUCCGAGAUUCCACCUGAGCAGCUCAAGAACGCGAUCGUCAUCAAGACGAACAAGUUCCAUCCCGUGACGGUGGUCUUCCUGCAGAUCAUUACCCUCGGGCUUUUCACCGUCUUCCGCCCUCAGGACGACGAGACCAUCCUUGUUCUCACGGAGGGUGGGCGCGUUUACCUGCUCAAGGUGGAGCGACCCAAUGCCUUCGGCAUUGACCUGCAGGUGGCCUUGAUGACCUUUUUGAGGCUUCUUCUCGUGAUGAUCCUCAUUGUCACUGCUCCCUCCUUUGUAGUCAUGGCCUUUGGCUACAGCGGCAUGGACACUGGCGGCUUUGAUAUCAAGGGCGAGGGCAACUUCAUCCAGACGGAACUCGAGCUGGACCAGAAAGUCUACGGCAAGGCUGCUCGGAAUUCUGCCGUGCUCAUGGGGGUAGGUGGAUCCUUGUUGAUUGGAGCCGCGUGUUGGCUCUACACGCACUGGCCCGCUGACUAUGCGACCCGUUCGCGUCAAAGCUUUAAGGCUGAGACGGUCUCCUCCAUCCAGUACACGAUCUCCGGGGCAAAAGUUGCUCGUAAGCUGAUCAUGCGCCUCUACUUCGGGAAGUACCCGGGGCAGGCCGCUCUGGAUGGUGUGGGGCUGACGAUCGGAUGCUCUGCAGGCCCCGUGCCAACUUCCGAGCUCUGCGAUCCGGCCGCGGCGGCUCUCGGAAGUGGCGGCAAGAACUCCAAGGCCCAGAAGGUCCAGGAAGCGCAGUCCACCAACUUCUCUCCUCUGUUCGUAACAAUUCUGACGGUGACCCUCUUCUUGGUGACCACGCUGGAUGCCUGCUUCACCUGGUUCGACCGGGUGGUGCAGAUCUCGCAUAUGGCGACGGUGCGAGAGUUCUGCGUGGAGGCACCUUCGGACAUCGAGGAGGGGAAGGCCUAUUGCACGGUGUCCAAAUGCACCGAGUGGGCCAAGAGCAUCGACUACGACGCCGAUUUCUGUGCAGGGGUGCAGUACUACGAGACCAAGACCGUCCCCAAGACGAAAGACAACGAGACCGACUACACUUCUGAGGAGAUGGUCACCAACAGCGAGGUGAUGGCCAUCUGCCUGCAGUACGGACACUCCGAGGGCACUUGCUGCGGCGGCUGCCUGCUGUCGGUGAAGGAUAUCUUCGGGGGCGGAUGGUAUGAAGUCAUGAAGACCAUCCUCGAGGUCGUGGGCGAUGUUGGGGCCCUUCUCUUCUCCUUCGUGGCGGCAAAGUACGCCAUGACCGUGUCAUCAGCCAGUGAGCACUUGGAGAUCGUGUGCCAACGUGCCCCGACCUGUUGCGGCUGCUUCACACCAGACACCCUCUCCGACUUCACGUCCUCGGAGCCCCUGGCGCUCAAGUUCUUGGAAGAGCUGUUCAUAGAGGCUUGGGACAACGAAGCCGAGGACCAACAGGUCGUGGCAGACCCCAGCUUAAACAUCGACGGCGAGGAUGAGGAUCGGGGCGUGAAGGCCUACGCCUUGGAGAAUCAGAUGCCCACCUGGGAGGAGUUCCUGGCGGAGAAAUCCAUCGUUGAGAUGGAUUUCGCGAAGAUGCUCCUGAAGGUGAAUGUGCCUGUGAAAGCACUUGGUCUGGCCGACACGGCCAACAACAAGGAGCAGGUGGUGGCUGCAUGGUCCGAGAUGGAAAGGAUGAGGUUUUCUGACUUGGGCCCCUCCGUGCUCUACGGCCUCAUCGUACUGGGCCUGGCCCUCCUCUUCGCGCCUACGUACACCAUCGAAGUCGGAGAUCACACUCUCGUCGGGGCCAGCAAGGUUAUCGAGGCAGUCGCUGCAGGGCUGCUUGUUGCGAUCCUGCAUCUCAUGUUCCGCUUCUUCGUGGAGUUCAGGAACUCGAUGCAUGCGGUCGUCGUCACUGAUAUGCGCCUCUUCUACAUCCGCCAAAAGUUCCGCUUGCCUGGGACCAGUCUCUUGGGCGUAGACCUUCGCGUCGAUGCAUUCCGCCACGACCGAGAUCUAUUUUACGGCCGAUGCACGAACGUGAUCUUGCCUUGGUACCAACGUUGCAUGGGCUAUAAGUUCAUGCCAGGGAUGGUCUACAUGCAGUGCAAGAAGGGCGUCCUCAAGCUCACACGGCAGAGCGGCAAUGCUAUGGACGUUUUCCACGUCGUUUCGAUGUUGGCACGGAAGAGUAUGAACAUCAGCAUGGAGAAGCUGCAGAAGGCCGGCAUUGAUCAACAUACGCUGAUGCUUUGCAAGAACUCUGUCGAAAAAGGUCUCUUCAAGAAGAAAGACGCCGAGGACAAGGAAAUUAAGGGGGUCUGGGACAUCCAUCCGCAAGAAACCGAUGUAGUCAGGCGCUCGCCAGACAUCUACCUCUGCCACGAGGACGAGGCGCCCCUCUACCACUGGUCCGGCACGGAGGCGGGUGUGCUGGCGUCCCCAUACAACUCCACGACGGACGUCAUCGUCACUACGGACCGGGUCUUCCUUUGGCAGCGGCCGUUGUUGAAGUCCUUCGAUUGCAAGACCUGCCUCUGUUGGGGAGCUUGCUGGUGCGGAUGCCUGAGCAAAUUCUUCGAGGCUGGGCAGCUGCCUAACACGAUGUCCUUCCUCUGCUACAAAGUCAUGCUCAGCUUCUCCACGGAGUCGCAGAUCGAUCCGCCUCUCCUGACGAAUCCUGCGCAUCCACCGGUCAAUUGCCCCUGCGUCGAUGAGUGCUGUGCCUGCUGCACGAGGUGCGUGACCUGCGAGUCGUUCUGCGAAGUGAUGUGGGACAAGUGCAGUGUCGUACCCCGGCGGCCGAAUCCCCGAUCGCAGCUCUAUUUGAUGUGGCGCUCACGCUACGGUGGGCAGCAGCCGGAUCUUACGACGGUUCUCCGACCGUACAUGGACGAAGUCGCCAACAUGGAGAGUCGGGAAGAUGAUACAGGGCUGGUGAGCCGCGUGAUGAACCUCUUGGAGGAUGCCCAGAUUGUCUCGAGAAGCGAGGAUCCCGAGCAGGAGCAGAUGCUCUCCCGUGAAACCAAGGUGCAGAUCAAGGAAGUGGAGGUCUUGCGAAAGCUCAUGGCCGUUGUGCAAUCUGACCUGGAGCAGACGGCGGUGCCUCAGUGA